AAGUUUGACAGUAGUUACCGUGCUUCAAACAACGUUGCGUGCUUUUUGUUUAUAUGGUGCUGUUGGAUAACGAAAUUUCCUUUUUCGUGGUGAAAUUCCUGAAAAUUUGAUAAAAUGUCGCGCUCGCGGUCCACCUUUUUAGAUGCGGAUUCAUCGUUGAUAGAAAGAAACCUUCGGUUUGUUCGGGAUGAAUCGGAGGAACAGUUCAACAACAUGUUUGGGCCGAUUGUGGAACAAGCUCAGGAUAUUAGUAGCGGACGGUCAAGAGUCGUGAAGCCACUGCCAGGAUUCUGCAUUAAAGCUUUUCGAAAAGACACGCGGGGCAAAUUUUUCAUCAAUGUUUGCCACACUGACGGAAUACCGGCACCGGAAGACAUUACCGAGGAUAAAUUGAUGGACAUUUUAAACGAUGGCACUCCAAGUUCCUUCAAGAUACCGAUGAGUAUUACCCAGCCACGCUUCACGAAAGACCAAUCAGACAAACAGUGCCAGGUGUGCGACAUCGCUGUGAAUUCGACCUUUUUCCAGAAAAUCAAAUCCGGUGGACUGUUUCGUGAUUUCCUCAUCACAAUAGUGCUUGAGGGAAUCGAUUCAAAGUACAACAUCGCUCUCGACGAAAGCGAUUGGCGUUUGUUGAAGAACAAAAGUUGCGUCGAUAAACUGAUUGCCCACAAUAUCCAAAACCGCGAUGUGAAAACGGUGCUUGAAAGCUACAAGCAACCGACGGACAAAGAUUUGAAGAAAUUGAAAGAGUUGGAAACACCUUCACUUCUGAGCGAUAAUAUUCCGAAGAGAAAACUGAUCGAAGAGAUCGAUCCAGGCACGAUCAAAACGAUGAAGGACGUCAGGAACAAACUGUCCGGCAAGGAUGAGUACGUCCCGGAUCCGACCAAGCUUGCAAUCUCGCAGGCGGGAUUCAAGAAGCCGGACUGUCGCUUGUUCCGUGAACCUGCGAGCGGUAAAGUUAAGAAGCUGAUAGGCGAGUUCUACCUGCCAGAAUGCACGUCGGCCAAGGAAAUCACGUUGGAUGUUGGCGAAGAUAGGAUACUUUUGGAAGCGAGAAAGAAAGGUUAUCUGUUGGAUGCUUUUGUGGACUAUCAGCUUGAUAGGACUCAAGUGAAUGCUCAAUUCAACAUCCAUACAAAGAUGCUGAAUGUAAUUAUGCCAGUUGCUAACUAAGGUGCAUUGAAUUAGCCGUGCUUGAAGUAGUGUAACAGUCAACAUCUUAUACCAGAUUAAAACAAUGAGGUGAGUAGUAAGCAGUAA
Armigeres subalbatus is the source of this 1266-nucleotide messenger RNA. RefSeq names its product PIH1 domain-containing protein 1 (gene Pih1D1). Lineage: Eukaryota; Metazoa; Arthropoda; Insecta; Diptera; Culicidae. Gene Ontology annotation, cellular component: ribonucleoprotein complex; R2TP complex; cytoplasm. The coding region runs from base 115 to 1179 and encodes 354 amino acids. The transcript has 5 exons. Gene Ontology annotation, biological process: rRNA processing; box C/D snoRNP assembly. The record is from RefSeq and is a predicted model, not a curated record.